AUGCCUCUGCUGGCUUCAACCUCAAUCGCCGCUGCGGCGCAUUCAUUACCAGUUACAUUGGCUUUGUCCGGUAUCUUUGGCAGCAUCAGCUUAACUUCUUGGAUAUGCCUGCUCCUACCCCAAUUGUUCGCCAAUUACAAGGCCAAGAGUGCUGAUGGCCUCAGCAUGGCCUUCCUCAUUGUUUGGCUUCUCGGCGACGUUACAAAUCUAAUCGGAGCCAUGUUCACCCGCCUAGCUCCCACCGCCAUUGCCCUAGCAGGCUAUUUCUGCAUUGCCGAUAUUGUCCUCAUCGGCCAGGCCGUUUACUACAACGCCCUCAAUGCCCGUCGAGCGAGUCGUUCCGAAGAAGCCAGACCAAUUGAUCCCUCAGAGGAAUCACCUCUCAUCAGCCGGCCACGCAGGCGAAGCUCUUCCUAUGGCCUCCCAGGGUCUCAGCGCCGCCACGCGACGCAUACCGAGUCCUCAAUGGAGCCAUUGAGGAAGAUUGUGACCGGCGAAGACGACACACCGGAUAGCAGCCCUUGGAUCCACAACACUCUGAGCCUGCUCGCUGUAUACGUCAUUGGGUUUGCUGGCUGGUUUGUCUCAUACAAGGUUGGUGCCUGGGAAAGUGGUGACCCUGGUACCCCCGAUGCGCCUGAAGAUACACAGACCCCAAUGGAGCUCGCGGGACUCAUCUUGGGAUACAUCAGUGCAAUCCUAUAUCUAUGUGCUCGAAUCCCCCAGAUCAUCAAGAAUCACCGUGAAAAGUCUUGCGAAGGCCUCGCAUUGCUUUUCUUCAUGCUCUCCAUGAGUGGAAACCUCACGUAUGGUAUCAGCCUGAUUGCCUAUUCCCAAGACAAGAAGUACCUGCUCAACGCGCUUCCUUGGUUGCUUGGCUCCAUCGGCACUAUCGCAGAGGACCUCAUCAUAUUCGCCCAGUUCCGAAUUUACUCCAACAUCAACCGAGAAAGUGCCAUUGAGCCCUGA
Messenger RNA from Fusarium coffeatum, 969 nucleotides. RefSeq lists its product as uncharacterized. The transcript has 5 exons. Gene Ontology annotation, cellular component: fungal-type vacuole membrane. The coding region runs from base 1 to 969 and encodes 322 amino acids. Gene Ontology annotation, biological process: basic amino acid transmembrane export from vacuole. NCBI's taxonomy places the organism in Eukaryota, Fungi, Ascomycota, Sordariomycetes, Hypocreales, Nectriaceae. The record is from RefSeq and is a predicted model, not a curated record.